UCUCUCUCUCUCUCUCUCUCUCUCUCUGUGCGUGUGUCUACAAAUAUGCACACACAAAAAAGCAUUACAAUGAAUCAUUUUAGGUCUGAAUAGAUAUGUCAGAGCCCAUCAGCUCUGUUUUCUGUCCCACUGUUGGGGCAAGGGGAGGGGGGUCUAUCCCUGGGUGUCUGGUGCUGGGGACUUGGGAGGGGUGGCCUCAAAAUAGAUAACAAGGGGACACUGCUUGUAGAAACCCUUGGGGGAGGACUUGCUUGACUGCCUGUCUAAUUUGUACUGGUAAGCAAAGGUGGUGGACACAUCUUUCACACGUCGAACACUUCUUCCAACAGCGGAGAGAGUAAAGAGAGUAAAGAACAACUUUUCUCCUCGUCAAUCAGAGCUUAGCUACCUCAGCGACAUAAUUGCUCAGUGAACUGGACCUGCUUGUCUAUAGCCUUCUCAUUGUGUUUAUUUGGAGUUCCCCUAGCGACAUUGUUGACAGUGAAGAAGGGAUUUUUACUUCAGAAGGAAUCAUUUUUUUGUGCUUAUCUGAAUUGAGGGGUAUUCUUUGUGACACUGUUACAUGGAUGUUUCCCUCAAAAAGGCUGCUGACCACUGAGCUGUCCCAGCAGAGUGAGGAGCUGCCAGGGGACCUGCAGUCUCUAUCCUGGCUCACCACCGUGGACGUACACAGGCUGCAGCAGAUGGCCACAGGCAGACUGGCCUUCAACAACACAGAACCCCAGAGCAACCCACUGGAGCUUCACCCAGGUUCAGACCAGCACAGAAACAUGAAUACAGCACUAGGACAUGACACCAUUGUCCCUCGCCAUAGCAACAUGCAGAACAGUCAUAUUGGAAUGAACUACAUCAACAAUCAAAAUGGAAAUAUGACAGGAGGGUACCCAGGAAGUGGUAUGCCUGCCUCAGAAUACCAGUCCUCCCCAGCCCACUACUACCACUCCCCCCAGCAGGCCUAUAGCCCAGCUCAGGCUGUCCAACAGCAUUCCCCCAGGAGCCUGUAUAACAGCCCCUCCUACCAUAGCCAAAACCUGUAUGAGCAGCAAGCAGCAGGCAUGAGCAUCAGCAACCAGGAUCUCCUACAAGAACCUAAUUCCUUCCCCAAACCUAUCUACUCCUACAGCUGCCUGAUUGCUAUGGCUCUGAAGAACAGCCGGACAGGCAGCCUCCCUGUCAGUGAGAUCUACGGCUUCAUGAAGGAGCACUUCCCUUACUUCAAGACGGCGCCUGACGGCUGGAAGAACUCUGUGAGACACAACCUGUCUCUGAACAAGUGCUUUCAAAAGGAAGAGAACAAGCAGGGAGGCUCCUCCUCCACUCGUAAGGGCUGUCUGUGGGCCCUCAACCCAGCCAAGAUCAACAAGAUGGAGGAAGAGAUGCAGAAGUGGAAACGCAAGGACCUGACUGCCAUCCGCCGCAGCAUGGCCAACCCAGAUGAGCUGGACAGGCUGAUCACAGACCGACCGGACGGCUGUCGGAGGAACCCUUGUGACCCCAGGAUGACGUGUCUCCCUUCUAGCCCCUGUGGUUCCCCUCUGUCUGGGCUUCUGCAGACAUCCCUCCCCUUCCAUCUCCAGGCCCAGAAUCCCACCAUGCUAGGAGACCCCAGCUCCCCUGUUCCCGCCCGGACCCCUCCCCUCCACGCGGUCCCAGACUACUCCCACACCCCCUUCAUCCAGCAGCAGCCCUACAGACAAGCCAACAGCCACAGUCUGUACAGCCUCCACCCUGACGUCACAGCAGAUGUGGACGCUCUGGACCCUAGUAUCAUGGAGUUUGCCGGGAGCCUAUGGGAGGGGGUGAGAGAGGAGGGCUUCAGCCUGGAGAGUAUGUUUAACCACUCUCCUCUGUGCCUGUCUGACUCUGAGCUGCCUGGCCACACCACUGGACAGCCCCUGGUGGACCUACAGGUUUCAGGGCUGUACACCACCCUGGACCCGGCACCUGCUGUCCCCUUCUAGUACAUCACCACCACAGAGGCCGCCCUGCUCUGACUGACUGUGAAACACUGAUAUACAGUGUAUUAAACACUGAUGUACACCAAGACAGACCACUACUGUUGAACCUGCAUGUCCCCACACCUACUGUAUGAGAAUCCUGAACAUUCUCCCACCUGACAGGAUGUCUUGCCUCUUUCAUGUCAAUCAGAGAUUUUUUUUUUUUUACUGAUUCCUGUUUCUCCACCAAAGCACUUAAGAAGCACCCAAAUCAGCUAGCAUAGACGUGUUUGAUUGGGCCUGUCAGAUUUUUAGAGUGAUGAGGAUACAGUGUUUUUGUGUGUGUAAUGGUUUAGAGGUAAAAUGCAAUGCCACUUUAUUUUUACAAGAGCUGGAGUCAAUGUUGUGACGGUUGUCUUCUGUGAAGAUAUGUAAAAGAUUGUCGGGGAAACUCAUCUGUCAUCUAUUUCUUGUGGAGGAAAAGUCUUUACUAGCUUGUGCAAACAAUCAUUUUUUUGUUACCAGAUUUGAUUGUGGUAUUUUAGCUCAAUAGUUUCUUUGUAGUACUAAAGUCCUGCUAGGCAGGCAUUAUCUCAGAGUUUUCUGUUUUGUUCAUUUGUAUUUAUUUACUUUGCUCUGUGUAAACUGUCUAACAUGACUCUUAAAGCCAUGCCUUACAACAAUAAUUGUAUAUUGUAAUAUAGAGGACUUUAACAUGUUAAUGUAUUUUAGAAAUACUAAACAUUUUUAACUUAAGAUUAUUUAUGUAAAGGUAUUACAGACAUGUUAAAAGCCUUAGCAGAUUCACCUGUUUUAAACUGACAAUAGACUCCUGUGCCUACAAGGUGUUUCUCUAACUGUAAACAUUUUCAGAAUAAAUAUUUUCAGAUGCCAGA
Messenger RNA from Oncorhynchus mykiss (rainbow trout), 2833 nucleotides. RefSeq names its product forkhead box protein N4. Lineage: Eukaryota; Metazoa; Chordata; Actinopteri; Salmoniformes; Salmonidae. The record is from RefSeq and is a predicted model, not a curated record. Gene Ontology annotation, molecular function: transcription cis-regulatory region binding; DNA-binding transcription factor activity, RNA polymerase II-specific. Gene Ontology annotation, biological process: regulation of transcription by RNA polymerase II.